Messenger RNA from Heterobasidion irregulare TC 32-1, 462 nucleotides. RefSeq lists its product as uncharacterized. Bases 1 to 462 code for a protein of 153 amino acids. The record is from RefSeq and is a predicted model, not a curated record. The transcript has a single exon. NCBI's taxonomy places the organism in Eukaryota, Fungi, Basidiomycota, Agaricomycetes, Russulales, Bondarzewiaceae.
AUGAACCGGUAUCUGUGGCAUCCCGACAACAACGACCAGAAAACUGUUUAUCUCCAGGCAGCCGGCAAACAAUACGAAGGCGGCGCGAGGCAUGUAUUGCUCGCCUGGUCAAACGGCACCUUUCAGUAUAACGGCAACCGCACAAGCGUACGCCAGAUCAUUCAACUUACGCAAGACGGCGCUGGGUACCACUACGACCUGAAUCCUGUGGCAGAGCUAUUUCCUCCAGCUGCAUUGAGAAACAACACGUUCUUACCCCUUGGCACCUUCACGCGCCUACAAAGAGACCGGAUCCUACAACUAGCUCAGAACACACCGUUUGUAUCAAAAUCAACAGUGAAUGGAUGCCGCGUGUGGACUCGGGAUCUACUUGAGGCCAUGAUGAAUGAAGGAAUGAUCUCGCAGGAGAUCUUCGAGCAAGUGGACUACGGAGUUCCUCUCGUGAAGCGUAUGGCAGAAUAA